Molecule: messenger RNA, 1084 nt
Organism: Leptinotarsa decemlineata (Colorado potato beetle)
Lineage: Eukaryota; Metazoa; Arthropoda; Insecta; Coleoptera; Chrysomelidae
Product: protease inhibitors
Molecular function (GO): peptidase inhibitor activity
Source: RefSeq, a predicted model, not a curated record
AGUCAAUGUUGUGAACUAAUGUUGAUAAAAUUAUGAUAAUGAAUUAUGUCUCCGUGUCUUUUAUUUUAUAUUUGGAAUGAUGAAUGGAUGAGACCCGAAAUCGAAAACGAUAUCGGCUCCUUCAAUAAAUAAAUGACAAUUAUAGAAUCUCACUAAUUGCAUUCGAUUCGUUGAUUUGAGAGGCGCCAUUUGCCAUUGAAGGGUAUUGAGUUGAAGUACCAGCAUCUCAUAAUAAUCGAAUCAUGAACGGACGUAGUCUGAGUGCCUUAUUUGUGCUUGUUAUUUUGGUUGGAUUCGUUUAUAUGGAAGAUGUACCAAUUGCUGCCGACCUAAAAAAUACACCCUGUGCUCCUGGAGACUACUUCCAAAUCGACUGUAAUACUUGCUACUGUAAUAUGGAGAGAACUGGAUACCUUUGCACAGUGAACUCCUGUCCAGAACUGGACCCAGUACCUUCCUCAUCAGCCUCGCCUACAGUAUCUAAAAAAUCUAUACUCUUAGCAACUAAUCACAAUGCGAACGAUAAUAACUUGAGUAGUUUCCCGACAAGUUUGGAUCAUCGUUCUCACAAUCAAGAAAAAAAUAUGUCCCACGUAUCUACCGAAUCAUCAGAAGUGAAAAACACGGAAAGAGUUCAACCUUCGUCUAACUUUGAAGUACCAGCAUCUCAUAAUAAUCGAAUCAUGAACGGACGUAGUUUGAGUGCCUUAUUUGUGCUUGUUAUUUUGAUUGGUUUCGUUUAUACGGAAGACUCGUUCUCUUGCACCCCUGGUCAAAAAUUUGCAAAGGAUUGUAACUUAUGCACCUGCACUCCAGAUGGAAAAAACGCUGUUUGUUCUUCAGAUCCUUGUGAUUCCGAAUCGGAAUCGAAAGAAGAAUCUAGAAUGAUGGUUGGAUUGAUGUGGUAAUUUUUGUGCAGUUAUUCGCCGCGCAUAUCCACUAAUAAUCGUUUUAAUUUUUAUUCUCAGUAUGAUAUCGUUGAUUUGUAUGCAUUUGCACUAAUAGUUGAAAUUUAGAAUUAUCAAUUUGAACUAUCAGUACAUAUUUGAAUAACCAUUCUCAGGAAAUAUAUUUGUGAAUGAUA